This is a messenger RNA of Adineta steineri, 1035 nucleotides long. The record is from the annotation of a GenBank genome assembly. NCBI's taxonomy places the organism in Eukaryota, Metazoa, Rotifera, Eurotatoria, Adinetida, Adinetidae.
AUGCCACCAUCAACUACAAAUUCAAGCAUUAAUGCAACAGAAUUAAGUAGACCUGAUAUAGCUAUUAGUUAUGUAGGUCGUUUUUGGCUUUUUCUUAUAUCAACUCCUUUAUCGAUUGUGUGUUCAUUGUUUGUUCUUUUUCAUCUUCUAUCUGAUCGAACUCUUCGUCAUGUAUUACACAAUCAUGUAAUAAUAGUUCUCUUAUUCAUGUGUCUUAUAUGGGCAAUGACUGUUGCUCCUGCUACGAUGCAUGUUUAUUUAUUCAAUAUAGUUUGGUCACAAACUCCAAUAUUUUGUAUCAUUUGGAAGUUUCUUGAUUCUUGUAUUUAUUCAUCAAUAGCUAAAUUGGUAGCAUGGGCUUCAAUUGAACGACAUAUUAUUAUAUUUCAUAACAAAUGGGUAUCAACAAAAAAGAAACGUCUCUUUUCCCAUUAUAUUCCAUUAUUACUAAUUGUUAUGUAUGAUGUAAUUUGUUAUGCAAUAAUAACUCCAAUAAAUGAUUGUAAUAGAAAAUUCUCUUAUUCAAUACCAUUUUGUGGUUAUUCUAGUUGUGUGUAUAAUAGUGUCUCAUUUAUUCAUUUUGAGUCUGUUACUGGUGGUUUUUUACCAUCAUUGUUUAUUGGAUUUGGUAGCUUUUUGCUUGUCUUACGUACUAUUUGUCAGAAACGUCGUUUUCAUCAACAAGUUCAAUGGAAAAAACAUCGUAAAAUGACAAUUCAACUAUUAGCUAUUACAUCUCUUUUUUAUAUUCUAUAUUUACCCCCAAUUAUUUUAUCAACUGCUAAGCUAUUUGGAGUUCCAUCUUAUAUGGGAUCGGAUUACAAUCUUUAUGCACAAUUCUUUAGAAAUUAUAUUAUAUUUUUAUUGCCAUUUACAUGCCUUGGUACAUUAUCUAAAGUUCGAAGUCGAAUAAAAAAAAUGUUUCAAUGUUGUUAUCGACGACAAAGACGUGCUAUUAUUCCUCAAGGCAUAUAUAUGAAAACUACAAAGAAUAAUGACACAUUCCAACUGAAAAAUGAUAUUCAUAAGACAUAA